AACACGGGCGCGCGCAUUGUGAGGUACAGGCGGUCAGGACAGCGUUUUAAAGUUUAGCUCGGCUUUUCCUGGACGGGCAGGCCGACCUGGCAGCACCGAGUCCCUGGGCACAAGGGCGAUGAGAGGCAUGACACGUGGAUUUUCUGUCUGGCUGUUCUGCUCAGCAGCACUCUGGUCUAGACCCCGAAGCCGCCGCCAGGCGCCGCUAAAACCGCCAUUUAGAAUUUGAGCCGCCGCCAGCCAAUAAUUUUGUAAGCCAAUUUGAGCCGCUAUCUAAUAAAAUUUGGCUGAGCCACUAAGAAUUGUGUACAUCAAAUAAUGGGUUUAUCCACAUCAUGAGCUACAAGAAAAGUGACACAAACAUGAUCAACUGUACACACUAGUAGUAACACAAUAGAGACGUAUAGGCAUACACUGUAGAGAUUUAGAACUGAUAUCACAGCACAGAGAGCCACCACAAGCUUGCCGUUGUGACUACCUGUCUGGCUUCCCGCCCCUCACACCGUUACCACGAUACACUGGGGAACCCGGGAACCCACCCAGAGCAUCAAUCGACUCCGAUAUCGACGAGAUGGCUGCAUUCUUUGCCGCUGCUGAGGGAAAGUGUAAAGGUAUUUUUUUUGUUUGUUUGUUUCACAUACUUCGAGAUUGAUAAAAAAAAAAGUACUCCACCACUCUACUUUCAUCAUAGUAAGAUAGCUGCCAGUCCUUCACUGGUCAUUGCUAGUGAGAGUAGAUAGCUAGAUGCCUUCCUCGAACAAUCCAGAUUAGCUUAUUAUUAGCAUUGAACUACAAUCUUGCUAGAUUUAUAUUUACAAUGAAGUAAGAGACCAGGGGACCUGUGGUAAUUUGCUAUUUAUUCCCCCCAUUUGUUUGAUCCGUUCGCCCGGAUAUAUGCCACACAGUGACGUCCAGUAUCAGCCAUUUGUAGCCAUAAACAUUUUGGUGGCUGCAGCAGCCAUUAAGGUUUUGGCUGAGUCAGCUAGCCAGCCAAUAAUUUCAUCAGCCAGCCAUUAUCCUGAAAACAAACGGCUUCGGGGUCUACUCUGGUCUACAACAGCAUGGGCACCAUUGACAACAAUGCCCUGGAGAAACUACAUUACGUGACGGAGCUGACGAAGCACAUCCAGGUGAAGAGCAUCGAGUACAGCCAGAGCACGGAGCUGAUGCGUGUCUUCCCCUCCUUCGUCUGGACUGUCAGAGACUUCAUUCUGGAGCUGAAGCUGAAUGGCCAACCCAUCUCUGCUGACGAGUAUCUGGAGAACGCACUCAAGAUCAAUCCAGGACAGCAAGGGCGGCACAACCAGGUGCGGCAGGGCCUGAGGAAUUUCUUCACGGUGCGGCGCUGCUUUGUGUUGGAGCGGCCAGCAAACGCCAAAAACCUGCAGAGGAUGGAGGAGCUGACGAUCAAAGACCUGGACGAGAGCUUUGUUGACGAGGCCAAUAAAUUCUGCAACUAUAUCUUCGACGAGGCCCAGCCCAAAACCAUGAGGGGCGGUCUGGGAGUCACUGGCAGGAUGCUGGGCUGCCUGGCAGAGACGUACGUGGAGGCGAUCCGCAGUGGCAAGGUGCCGUGUCUGGACAGCGCUGUGGAGUCACUGGCGCUGAUCCACAACGGGCGGGCCGUGGAAGAGGCUCUGGCCCACUACCAGAGAGAGAUGCAGCGCUGGGUGCGAUUGCCCUCCGAGACACAGGAGGAGCUGUCCAAGAUCCACUCUAAUGCCAGCACAGAAGCCAUCAGCAUCUUCACCAAUUCUUCCUUCAAUGACAGCCAACAGAAGCACCAGCUGCAGCUCAUGAAAAGUGUGUACGAGCAGUUUGAACGGCUGUGUGAGGAGAACCGUGCGGAGUCUCGGCGUGUGUGUGAGCGUGCGCUGCAGCGUGUGUUUGCUCCGCUGGAGAGGAAGUUGAGGGAGAAGAAAUUCCUGGGAUCCGGAGGAUACCAGCGCCUCACUGCCGCCCUGCAGGAUGGAGAACGCAACUACAGGAACGAGAAACGCAUGGGCCUCAUGAGGAGCAGCAAAAGGUGGAGAAGGAGGCGCGGCAUGUGCGUUGUGUGCGGGAGGAUAAGAGGAGGUGCGAGGAGCAGUUCAGGACUCAGAAGCGCAGCUUCCACACACACAUUGCGCAGCUGCAGCUCAAGAUGGAGCGCGAGCAGGAGAGGGCUCAGGAACAGCAACAGCGAGUCAUCGCCGCCAAGCUGCAGAAUGCCAAGGGAUAUGCAGGAGCCAGUGUGUCUGGUGGACAAUGGGCCAGAUGGGGAAAUGGCUGUCCAGCAGGGGGCGCUGCAGAUCCUGGAGCAGAUCCAGCAGCCAGUGGUGGUUGUGGCCGUGGUGGGGCUCUACCGCACGGGGAAGUCCUACCUCAUGAACCGCCUGGCCGGGAAACAGACAGGCUUUGCCCUGGGCAGCACCAUCGAGUCCAAAACCAAAGGAAUAUGGAUGUGGUGUGUACCUCACCCCAGGAAACCAGGACACACUCUGGUGCUGCUGGACACUGAGGGACUGGGGGACGUGGACAAGGGCGACUCCAAGCACGACACCCAGAUCUUCUCUCUGGCUGUUCUGCUGAGCAGCACUCUGGUCUACAACAGCAGAGGCACCAUCGACAACAGAGCAGUGGAGGAACUGCAAUACGUCACGGAACUGGCUGAGCACAUCAAGGUGAAGGCCACGGAUAAAAGAGGCGACGAUUCUGAGUUUGUUAAGAUUUUUCCGUCGUUCAUCUGGGCUGUGAGAGACUUCACCCUGGAGAGGAAGAUCGAUGGGCAAGAUGCAACCGAAGACGAAUACUUGGACUUCGCCCUGAAGCUGAAACUUGGCAGCAGUAAAAAAGUGGAAGAUUACAACCUUCCUCGAGAGUGCAUCCGUAAAUACUUCCCAUCUCGGAAGUGUUUCACCUUUCCGUUCCCAACCGACCCGGAAAACGUGAUCCACCUGGAGACUCUGGCUCUGUCUGACCUGAAACCAGCAUUCCUGGACGUCACAGAGCGGUUCUGCUCCUAUGUGUUCGAGCAAAGCCAAGUCAAGCAGCUGAAGGAUGGACACUUGGUUGACAGCAGAGUGUUCAGCCAUUUGGUGAGGUCGUACGUGGACACCAUAUCCAGUGGGGGCAUCCCGUGUCUGGAGAACGCUGUGAUCGCCAUGGCGCAGAUCGAGAACGAGGCGGCGGUGCGCGAGGGUCUGGAGAUGUACGAGUCGGGCAUGGAGCAGCUGAGGAUUUACUUCCCCGUCUACCUGAAGGACCUCAACCUGGAGCACGAGCGACUCAACACGGUCGCCGUGGAGAUCUUCAUGAAGCGCUCCUUCAAAGAUGACCAGGGGGACCACCUCAAGAAUCUAGAGGAGUCCAUCAAUGGUGUGUUUAGCAGCUUCGUGCAGCAGAACGAGCAGACGUCAGCGCGCCUGUGUGAGGAGAUCCUCGCUGGUCUGUCUGAGGGACUCAGGAGCAAACUGCAACAGGGAGUCUACACCACCGUGGGAGGCUACCAGCUCUUCAGCCAGGACGUGGAGGACAUCGUACACAAAUACACCUGCCAAACCCGCGGAGGAGUCAAGGCUGAGGAGGUGCUGGAUGAGUUUCUGCGGCAGGGGAAGGAGGAGUCCGCUUUCAUCCUGCAUGCUGAUCAAACCCUAGGACAGAAGGACAGAGAGAUCUGGGAGGAGCGUGAGCGCGGCGUGCUCCUCGAGCAGGAGGUGCGAGCUGGGGAGGAGCGUCACCGGCGGCUGGAGGAGAAGAUGGAGGCGGAGAAGAGGAGUAACGAGGAGCGCGUCAGACUCCUCCUCGUCAAGAUGGAGGACGACAUGGAGCAGCAGCGCAAGGAGAACCAGCGCGCCAUGGACGCCAAGCUACGGGAACAGGAGCAGCUGCUGCAGAUGGGUUUCGAUGAGAAGGCGGAGGCGAUGUGCUGGGACUUGGAGGCCAGCAGGAGGAGGUGGGAUGAGGAGACGCAGAGGAGACGCGACCAAUUCCAGCAGCAGCUGCAGCAGCAGGAGCAGAGGCACCAGCAGGACAUGGCCUCCCUCAGACAACAGCAGGAGCAGAUAUGCAGGCAGGCUGCUGCACCUCCUCCAAGUAGGAGUAGAGGAGGAUGUAGUAUUCAAUAAAGGAAGAAGAGGCUAUUAUUUAUUUGGCAGUGAUUAUAUUUUUCAGUAUAUGAAAAUACUGUUUUCGUGUGUGUGUGUGUAAGUAAUAUAUGAAAAUGUCAAUAAUUGCGGUAUUAUCAUGUACUGCAAACUAAUGUAUAUUGACGACAUUGAAGAACUAUACAGUAUAUUCAAAUACAUAUAUAAAUUUUAGUCGUUGUUUAUCAUUUAAAACUGCUGUGUGUGUGUGGGUGGGUGGGGUGGAUGGGGGUGCUCCACUAUAUAUUACUAUUUAUUCAGACCAAUAAAAUGAUUGCUAUACCAAUGUAAAAUGAGGUAACGUCAUUGUGCCUUCUUGAUGCACUGAAAUGCAAUGCCAUCUACAGUAGUGACUCAUGUUGUUAAUGAUGUAAUAUAAAUUCUCAUUUCGAUUAUCAAAUGUAAUCUAAUGAUUUUCACCUUAAUGCAUUGAAAUCCGUCGAUUGUUAUGUCGAUGUAAUAAUGUCUUAUGUAAGGCAAUGGCAUACAGCUGUCUUCAGGACUAAGACAUUCAACACUUCCUUUCCGUAAAGUCUUUUCUCAGGAAGCUGUAAUACAUGAUUGCUUAUGUAAUAAAAAUGUAGGACAAUCCUCUUAUCAAACCUCAGUA
Messenger RNA from Neoarius graeffei (lesser salmon catfish), 4734 nucleotides. RefSeq names its product guanylate-binding protein 1-like. The transcript has 18 exons. The coding region runs from base 1062 to 4106 and encodes 1014 amino acids. The record is from RefSeq and is a predicted model, not a curated record. Gene Ontology annotation, molecular function: GTP binding; GTPase activity. Lineage: Eukaryota; Metazoa; Chordata; Actinopteri; Siluriformes; Ariidae.